UGGUGUUUUUGCUCCCUCUACUGGUAGUUUUAUAUUCUGCAGAUUGAAUAUGUUUUAUUCAGUUUCUGGGGUUCAAAAAGAACAACGUGCAAAGCACAUGGUAGCGCACUUUAAUUUGCUGUGUCAGUCCAUCGGAUUAACAACUCUUAACGAGGCACUGCCUUUUUACACAUUUAUUCAGUAAAUCAAAACGACGACUCCGGUGUCAAGACUGUUUAUUGAGUGGAUGUGUUUAGCUUGCUGGGUGCGAAGCCAGUACAGUAAAAAGGCAAGCUUCAUACAAGAGCUGUUUAUCUUGGAAGCUGGAUUUCACCUGCUAUUGUCAUCUACGGCAUAGAGGCUAACACGACAACUGCAGAGUAUCCACACGGUAAAAUCCAUCAAGCUUAUAUUUCGGACCAGUCAUGGAAGAUGACAAAAGUCAGUCAGCUUCAUCUCGACGUUCCGUGACUUCCAGCAAGUCCACGGUUAGUAUGGCAGCGACUAAAGCAAGAGCAAAGGCGGAAGCUGCACAGGCAAGAGCCUCAUUUGCAAAGAGGGAAAUGGAAAUUAAAAUAGAGAAAGCUCGCCUUGAAGCAACAUUAGACGUAAUGGAAAAGGAGAGAGAGGCUGAAGCUGCAAUGGCAGAAGCGGCAGUCAUGGAAGCUGCAGUCGCAGAUCUAGAGGUAAAAAGAUCACAACAUAGUUCAACUCUCCACCUUCCACAGCAAAGUCCUAGGCAACGUACUGAAGAGUAUGUAAAACAACAUAGUGAACCUAGUGAUACUGUACCAGAGAAUUCAAAGCCUGAAUUACCCCAAAAUAUAGAGGAUGAUAGAGAGAAAAAGCCUUCUUCACCGGUGUAUCAUGUUCUGUCCUCUUGGAAUGCCAGUCAAUGCAGUUGCAGUGAGAAAAGGCAGCAGAGUAAACCUCCAUUCCCCCACUCUCCACAUAGCUUCUCACACCCUUCUAAGAGUCCAGCUGCGCCCAUGCACCAUCCUAGACGAGACACGAAUCAUCCUACUCAUCACUCUAGUCAUGAUGUAGCCACGUAUGACUUAGCUAAGUUUUUAACACGAAAUCAGCUAGUGACAUCUGGGCUUAACAAAUUUGAUGAUCGUCCGGAAAACUAUCUGGCCUGGAAAUCAUCAUUUCUCAAUGCCACCAAGAACCUUGAUCUCACAGCAGGUGAGGAAUUUGAUUUAUUGAUUAGAUGGCUGGGGAGAGAUUCAGCAGAUCAUGCCCGUCGCAUUAAGUCUGUGAAUGUAAGGAACUUACCAGCUGGUCUUGAACUCAUCUGGGAGAGGCUAGAUAUGACCUACGGAUCUCCGGAAGCUAUUGAAAAAGCUCUCUUCACAAAAAUAGAGACUUUUCCAAAAAUAUCAGCUAAAGACCAUGAUAAACUCCGGGAAUUAGGAGACUUGCUUUCAGAGAUUGAAGCAGCUAAGAAUGGCGGUGAUCUACCUGGGCUCACUUAUCUAGAUACAGCAAGAGGAGUUAAUCCUAUUGUGCAAAAGUUGCCCUUUGGACUACAAGAAAAGUGGAUGAUGCAGGGUUCACACUACAAGUACACUUAUGGAGUUUCUUUCCCACCAUUCUCCUUCUUUGUGGAAUUUGUAUGUGCAGAAGCAAGAGCACGCAACGAUCCUAGCUUCAAUUUUUCUUUACUUUCCAUAAACCCUGGUGGAAAGAUCAGGUAUAAUGAAAGUCAUGCUCAGAAACCUGUUUCAGUCCAUAAAACGGAUGUGAUGUCCUCCUCUAACCUUUCUCAUACCAAGAGUCUUCAGAGAGGAAACAACGAGGUUGAGAAGCAAUGUCCUAUACAUCGUAAACCUCAUCCUCUCAAGAAAUGCAGAGGCUUCAGAGAAAAGCCAUUAGAGGAACGAAAAAGGAUCUUAAGGGAGCUAUCUAUUUGUUUCAGAUGCUGCUCAUCUAACAAACAUGUGGCUAAGAAUUGUGAUGUGUCAAUUAAAUGUUCUGAAUGUGAGAGUGACAAACACCUGGCUGCUCUCCAUCCAGGCCCAGCGCCGUGGCGUUCUGAUUCUACACCUCCUUCACUGCAUGGCGGGGAGGAAGAGGAGUGCUGCGGUGGAGAUGUGUCAUCAAAGUGCACCAAGAUUUGUGGCAAAGGUUUUAGUGAGAAGUCAUGCUCUAAAAUAUGCCUUGUGAAUGUUUAUCCUGCUGGCAGCCCUGACCAAGGCAGGCGGAUUUACACUAUUAUAGAUGAGCAAAGCAAUAGAUCCUUGGCCAGAUCAGAAUUUUUUGACAGUUUCAAUGUGCAAGGAACUUCUGCUCCGUACACAUUAAAGACGUGUGCAGGAGUAGUCCAAGCAACUGGAAGAAGAGCUCAAGGGUUCAUCAUUGAGUCUGCAGAUGGUGAGAUCAAUUUUCCACUUCCUACUCUCAUCGAAUGCAAUAGUAUGCCAGAUAACCGAGAUGAAAUACCAACCGCAGUUGCUGCCCUGCAUCACAGCCACCUAAAAGAGAUAGCAGACAAGAUACCGCCUAUUGAUCCAAAUGCUGAAAUACUGCUUCUGCUGGGAAGAGACAUAAUACGAGCACAUAAAGUCCGCAAACAACUCAACGGUCCUCAUGAUGCUCCGUAUGCGCAAAAAUUGGACCUUGGUUGGGUCAUUGUGGGAAAUGUGUGUCUAGGAAAGUGCCACAAGCCCUCUCCGGUGAACUGCAUGAGAACACACAUCUUAGAGAAUGGCAGACCAAGCUACUUCAGUCCAUGCAAUAAUCACAUUGUACUGAAGGAGACGUUUAAUGAGAAAACCCAGUUCCACAAACCUAGCCUAUCAAGCUGCAGACUUGGUCAGUCUUUGUUUCAGCAGACCAAAGAUGACAAUAAAUUUGCACCUUCAGUUGAGGAUCAGUUAUUCCUGGACAUUAUGGAUAAGGAAUUCUUCAAGGACUCAAGUAACAGCUGGGUAGCACCAUUGCCAUUCCGUGAGCCAAGGAGACGCUUACCCAACAACAGGGAGUAUGCAGCAAGACGUUUCAUGUCUCUUCGUCGCAACCUUGACAAACGACCAAAGAUGAGAGAUGACUUCACAGAAUUCAUGCAGAGAAUACUUGACAAUAACCAUGCAGAGCUAGCUCCUCCUUUACAAGAUGGUCAGGAGAGCUGGUAUCUUCCAUCAUUUGGUGUGUACCAUCCAAAAAAACCAGACCAAAUACGAGUUGUAUUUGACUCUAGUGCACAGUUUGAUGGAGUAUCCCUCAAUGAUGUACUGCUUUCUGGCCCUGACCUUAACAAUAGCCUGUUAGGAGUCCUCAUAAGAUUUCGAAAGGAUCCUGUUGCCAUCACAGCCGACAUACAGCAGAUGUUUCACUGCUUCUUGGUCCGGGAGGACUGUCGUGAUGUUUUACGCUUUCUAUGGCAUCGUGAUAAUGAUCUGUCUAAAGAGGUUGUGGACUACAGGAUGCGAGUUCACGUAUUUGGAAAUAGCCCUUCACCGGCAGUGGCCAUUUAUGGAAUUCGCCGAGCUGCCAGAGAAGAAGAGAAAGAAUAUGGCACUGAUGUGAGGAAAUUCAUUGAACAAGACUUCUAUGUAGAUGAUGCCUUAAAGUCAUUUCCUACAGAGGAAGAGGCAAUCAAUGUGCUUAAAAGAGCACAAGAGGCACUAGCUGCUUCAAACCUCAGGCUUCAUAAAAUUGCUGCAAACAGAGCCAAAGUAAUGGAUGCCUUUCCAAAUGAAGAUUUGGCUAAGGACAUCAAAUGCCUUGACCUCUCCACGGAUGACUUACCUGAUCAGCGAAGCUUGGGGGUACAGUGGAACCUAAUGUCGGAUACGUUCACCUUCCAAGUGCCCGACACUGAAAAACCAUACACACGUAGAGGAGUGUUGUCAACAGUGAAUAGCUUGUUCGAUCCCCUUGGAUUCCUAGCUCCUAUCACAAUCCAGGGCCGUUUACUUUUAAGAGAACUCUCAUCGCAGACACAUGAGUGGGAUACACCAUUGCCUGAAAGCAGACAUGAAGAGUGGGCACAGUGGUGUCAUUCGCUGCAAGACCUAAGAAGUCUGAACAUUCCACGCAUGUAUGUAUCCAUUCCUCUUUCUGAAGCCAAACACACUGAAAUAUGUGUCUUCUCGGAUGCCUCCAUGAAGGCCAUCUCAGCUGUUGCAUACUUGAAAGCUUCGGAUCAGUAUGGGAAAACAGAGGUUGGCUUUGUUCUUGGCAAGGCGAGGUUGGCUCCAAAGCCUGAUCUUUCUGUUCCUAGGCUGGAACUAUGUGCUGCAGUCCUGGCUGUCGAACUGACUGAACUCAUCACAGAAGAGAUUCAUCUAAAGCUAGAUAGAAUAAGGUUCUACACAGAUAGUAGAGUAGUGUUAGGCUACAUCUAUAACGAGUCAAGACGGUUCCAUAUAUAUGUGAACAACAGAGUGCAGCGCAUCAGACAGUCUUCUCAGCCUGAACAGUGGAGGUACGUUUCUUCUGAACAAAAUCCUGCCGAUCAUGGCUCUCGUUCUGUUUCAUCUUCUAAGCUUGAGGCCACAACCUGGCUCACAGGACCUUCAUUUUUGCACUAUCCAUCAGAGCAGCUCUUUGAUCACCCAAACUCAUAUGAUCUUAUUGACCCAGAGGAAGAUGUUGAAGUUCGCUCAGAGGUUAAAGUCUUGUCUACGCAGAUUGAAGUGAAUCAUCUAGGUACCAAAAGAUUUGAGCAAUUCUCAGACUGGAGAACAGUCGUCAGAGCUGUGGCACGGCUGCAUCACAUUGCUCAUUGUUUCACAGGACCAAGUAACGAUAGUCAGUGCACAGGUUGGCAUUGGUGCUCAAGGGGUUUAUCUGUAAGUGAUCUUCUGAAAGCAGAGGAAAUCAUCAUCAAGAGUGUACAACAAGAAGUGUAUACAGAUGAGAUGAAAUGCAUCACUUCUGCAAGUGAAAUUCCGUCACAUAGUCCACUUUUGAAGUUGAAUCCAAUCAUCGACAGCAAUGGUUUGCUGAGAGUUGGUGGACGCAUCAGACAAGCAGAAAUAGGAGAUAAAGAAACAAAUCCCCUCAUCAUUCCGGCUCACCAUCACAUCACAGUCCUACUGGUCAGACAUUUUCAUGAACGUGUGCAACAUCAGGGCAGACAUCUUACAGAGGGCACCAUAAGAUCCAAUGGUUUUUGGAUAACUGGGGCUAAACGAUGCAUUAGCAGUAUUAUUCGGAGGUGUGUUACUUGCCGUAAACUAAGAGGCAAGGUGGAGGAACAACAAAUGGCUGACCUGCCAGCAGAAAGGCUGCAAAUGGAUCCACCCUUUUCCUUUGUCGGCUUAGAUGUUUUUGGGCCAUGGGAGGUGAUCUCACGCCGCACAAGGGGUGGCCAAGCAAACAGCAAGAGGUGGGCAGUGUUGUUCACUUGCAUGUGUACCAGAGGAGUUCACAUAGAGGUGAUUGAGUCGAUGACUUCCUCAAGUCUUAUUAACGCUCUCAGAAGAUUCUUUUCUAUUAGAGGUCCUGCCAAGCAGCUGCGCUCCGAUUGUGGGACGAAUUUCGUUGGUGCCUCUAGAGAGCUUAAAAUGAGCGAGAACGAACAAACAGAGGUGAGAGAAUACCUACUUGAGCAAAGAUGUUCCUGGGUUUUUAACCCACCACACUCUUCUCAUAUGGGUGGCGCCUGGGAACGUAUGAUUGGUCUAACAAGGCGAAUCUUGGAUUCAAUGCUCUUGAAAAACAAGUACUCACAGCUUACACAUGAAGUCUUAGUGACAUUCAUGUCUGAGGUCACAGCCAUCGUUAAUGCACGGCCUCUAGUCCCAGUCUCCACAGAUUCUGAAUUCCCCUUCAUCCUAACACCAUCUAUGCUUUUGACACAAAAGGCUGGUAAUCCUCCAACUCCACAAGAAGAUUUCAGUAAGAAAGACAUGCUCCUAUGUCAAUGGAAACAGGUUCAAACAUUAGCAGAAACAUUCUGGAAUAGGUGGCGGAAGGAGUAUCUUGGAACACUUCAGAACCGUCACAAGUGGUUUCACAAACAUCCAAACAUCAAAGAAGGCGACAUUGUACUGCUCAAAGACAAACAAGUCAAAAGAAACGAGUGGCCGAUGGGGAUAAUUGUGAAGGCUGUUCCCAGUACAGACGGUAUUGUGAGAAAAGUGGAGGUGAAAACUGUUCAGCAUGGGACAACAAAAAUCUAUCACAGACCUAUAUCUGAGUUAGUAUACCUUGUGUCUUCAGAUCAGGCUGUUUAAUCCAAUAAUUGCUAGGGUAUAUGGUAUCUUUGUGAUACCAGACGGGGAGUGUUCUGGCUUUGCCUGUUUUGGUGUUUUUGCUCCCUCUACUGGUAGUUUUAUAUUCUGCAGAUUGAAUAUGUUUUAUUCAGUUUCUGGGGUUCAAAAAGAACAACGUGCAAAGCACAUGGUAGCGCACUUUAAUUUGCUGUGUCAGUCCAUCGGAUUAACAACUCUUAACGAGGCACUGCCUGUAAGUAGAGUUUGAUUAUUUUUGAUUGUUAAUAUAUUAUGAUUGCGAGGAAGUACAUGUAGAUGUUUUCAUGUUAUAGCAUUGGGAAAUUUAUAUUGUACAAUCAUUUUGUACAACUGUCUUCUGGUGAACAUUGUUGGACUGGACGUUUACCAUGUGACAUUUUAUUUAUGUAUUCCUUCUGUGUUAUGUUGUUUUACAGUUUUACACAUUUAUUCAGUAAAUCAAAACGACGACUCCGGUGUCAAGACUGUUUAUUGAGUGGAUGUGUUUAGCUUGCUGGGUGCGAAGCCAGUACACAUCCAUUAGCUUAUGUUGUAGUUCAGUUAUCCAGAAAAUCAUAUUGCGUACUUUGUUACAUUUUAGCCCCUGAGUGUCUAAGAGAUGUGUUACUAGGAAAGAGCCAAAUUAGUGCUAUUUUCAUAUUAAUAUUUGAAUGGCGGGGAAAGAGUUUACUGUACUGUUCCACUUUUAUACUGUAUAGGAGUAAUAAGUGCUACCUUAAAAUGACUUCAACAUGUCCAGUGUCCACACAUGAACAUAAGCCCAGUGUUUUAUCAUUACUCAUUUCUAAAAUGUCCUUUAAUUACUUAUGGAUAAUGUUAUGUUGAAAUAAUAUAAAAUGUUUGAAUUCAGCAGAAAGUAUAUACAAAUUUUAUUAUAAAAAGUUGGCCUACAAAAGCUGUCACUGGGGUGGCCCUUUUAAAAGAUACUACACUCUAAAAAAAAAAGCCUUUUUCAAAGAUUUACGCAUUUCAAUUAAUAGUAAAAUCCCACCCCAACUGAAUAAUCCUUACAUAUUAUUAAGAAGUGAGAAUUAGAAAACGAGCUUAAUAGAACAUUAUGUAUAAAUCUUAAUGGAGUGAACGAAGGGAAUGAACCAUUUAGUUUGUGAUUCAUAUUAAUAAAUUUAAACAUAUUCAUUUUUUUUUAAUUUAUGAAUAUGAAUCACAUAAACUAAAUGGUCUACUCACUUGUUCCGUUAAGAUUUAUACAAAAUGUUCUAUUAGUCUCUAUUUUUUUUUUUUUUUUUUUUACUCAUUUAAAAUUCUUAAUUCAUAAUAUGAAUAAUAUCAAAGACUAUAGAAUAACACAAGAC
Messenger RNA from Megalobrama amblycephala (Wuchang bream), 7498 nucleotides. RefSeq lists its product as uncharacterized. NCBI's taxonomy places the organism in Eukaryota, Metazoa, Chordata, Actinopteri, Cypriniformes, Xenocyprididae. Gene Ontology annotation, molecular function: nucleic acid binding. Gene Ontology annotation, biological process: DNA integration. The transcript has 2 exons. The record is from RefSeq and is a predicted model, not a curated record. The coding region runs from base 405 to 6167 and encodes 1920 amino acids.